This is a messenger RNA of Nymphaea colorata (pocket water lily), 2598 nucleotides long. Its product is annotated as probable LRR receptor-like serine/threonine-protein kinase At3g47570. Gene Ontology annotation, molecular function: ATP binding; protein kinase activity. The transcript is spliced from 2 exons. Gene Ontology annotation, biological process: protein phosphorylation. Lineage: Eukaryota; Viridiplantae; Streptophyta; Magnoliopsida; Nymphaeales; Nymphaeaceae. Bases 522 to 989 code for a protein of 155 amino acids. The record is from RefSeq and is a predicted model, not a curated record.
UCAGCAAUCAAAAGUGUGGAUUCAUUCAAAGGGCAACACAAGAUGAUCAUAUACCAUGAUAUUCUUGCCUUGACAUCAAAUUUCAGUUCGAAGAACCUUCUCGGCAGCGGCAGCUUUGGUUCUGUUUUCAGAGGUGUACUUGGGGAUGGAACUGCAGUUGCUACCAAGGUCAUUGAUCUGCAACGUCAUGGUGCUGCCACCAGUUUCGCUGCAGAAUGUGAAGCAUUACGAGGCAUUCGACAUCGAACCUCAUUAAACUCAUCACUGCUUGGUCAGGGAUUAAUUUCAAGAAUGAAGAUUUUAAGGCAUUGGUUUAUGAGUAUAUGGUUAAUGGGAACCUUGAGCAAUGGCUGUAUCCUGAUAGCAACCAUGGUAGAGGAGACAAACCGGCGUUUGGCCUUCUGUCAAGGUUAAAUAUUGCUAUCAAUGUUGCAUGCGCCCUGGAAUAACUCCACCAUGAUUCUGUUACCCCUGUUGUUCAUUGUGAUCUCAAGCCAAGCAAUGUGCUGUUGGAUGAAGAUAUGACUGCAAAGGUUGGGGAUUUUGGUCUUGCAAGAUUGAUUGAUGAAGGAUCUCUCGUCAAUGAACUGAGUACAGGAGGGCUUAAAGGGUCUAUUGGUUACAUCGCUCCAGAGUACGGAAUGGGUGGAAAACCAACCACACAGGGUGACGUAUACAGCUAUGGAAUUCUACUACUGGAUCUUUUUACAGGGAAGAGACUCACCACCCAUGAGAUGUUUUCUGCCGAUCUGAAUCUACAGAAGUGGGUAAGGGAGAGAAUCCUUGGUAAGAUCUUGCAGAUCGUCCAGGAUGAAGCAAGGAUGAACGUCAUGCAUUGCGGUGAAAUAGCCAUCCAAGAGAAACAGAUUGCUUGCUUGGCUGCAGUCAUUGAAGUUGCUUUAUCAUGUGCUGUUGAAUGUGCACAAGAUCGGAUGUCCAUGAGGAUGAUUCUUCCAAAACUGAAAAGGAUAAGAGAUUCCCUUGCCUAGACAAGGUGUUGUUUUGUUGUUACGAUGUGUAAGAGGAAAUACCAAUCUGCUGAUAACAGAAGAUCCUGAGAAUAGCGCAACCAUAACAAGUCAAGCGCAAGGAUCAUUCCAUACAGGAAUCGCUUGAUGAUUUGUUUUAGCUAUUACUAUAUCAUAGGAGAUUAGGCUGUUGUUGUAAUGUUUCUCUUGUCACUCAUAGAUCCACUCCUUUUCUCUCUCUCUCUGACGGAGCUCGUUUUGGAGAGCGACGAGUUUCGGUGCUUCCUCUGGGGUCGCCGUUUCAUCGUCUCCGUCUCUGGUAAACCAUCGACCAUCGGGGUGACAAAGGUCUUUCCUGUUGAAGCAUUUACUUCGACAAUGCGCGCCAGCUAGCAGAGAACCACUGUAGCCAGCAAUGGAGGACGCUCUUGUUCAGACUCUUCCGACGAUGGAUGUGACAAGCUUCUCCUCCCUCCCGUUCCUGGCAGUGAGAUUGGAUGAUGAAGAUUUAGCCGGCCGCCUGCUUCGCCUUUGUCAUUGCUCAAGCCUUUAGUUUGAGGCUGCCUAUUAACUGUUCGACGUAAUGUUAGAAUGAGAAUGCUGGUGGUUUUGGUAUGCUUGUGUUGAGGCAACUUUGGCAGUAUUUGUGGGUCAGCUUUUGAGACUUUCUUUUGCUACUUUUGCUUCUCUGUCUUCCUCCGAUGUCUUGGUUUCACAUUGUAUUAAGUUGUGCCUCACCAGCCUGCAGGAUCGUGCUCAGCUUAGGCUUUGAGUGGGUCCAGACGCAGCUGCCUUUUGCAGUGGGUGGACACACAUGUGUUCUUGGCAAGUCCGGUGACAUGACCACCCUCCCUCUUCCUCCGCCUUUACAGUCACCGUGUGGGGCUUGGGUUGGCGGUCCCAGUCUUUGCGGUAUCUAGCCUGGUAAUGCCCUCUCCUUAAUCGCUUGCUUUGUCGUGCUACUGUCAAUUUUCUCUGCUCGUCUGAAGGGGCCCAUCAGACUUUGGCUUCAUCAUUCAGUUGGCAGUCUACCAUCUUCAAUUGUGUUUUCACCGGCUCGCUUCAGCUACUUGAUGCUCGCGGCCUCCUCCAAGCAUUCCUCCCUACCGCACGCUGUGAGUUUCUCUUACUACAGAUGGGUGACUGUUCCUUGCGGCCGAGGUGCCCUAAGGUGGUCUCUGUUGGUCGGCCGACUUCCUCAGCUUGGUGUGUCCCGUCUUCUCGUCGUGCUUCCAGGCUUCGGCACCUUCUUCGGUUAGUCGCUUCUAUCCGCAUCAAAUGGGGUCAAUGGUGGUGUCAGAGGUGUACUACCUUGAAUGGUCGCCAGCCUGCCACGUGUUCACGUUGUCGUUUCCCUGCUUGUCAGAAUGAUCAGCAGCUUUUUGGUCGGUGGCAUGGCUUUGCGACGGUCACUUCGUCCUUCUGGGUUCAGGUUCCUCUGCCAGUUGCUCCUCGGUCGCCCAUCUCUGAUGCUAGCUCUAUUUUCUUUGGCUCUAUCCAGUUUCCUUGGCCAGUACCUUCUAUUCCUGGUGCACGAGGUCCACCAUUCUCUGUUGAGGUUCCACGGGUCUUCAGCCUAGGAGGACUACCGCACUAGUUCCCCUCGCGUGUCGAGCCCCCGCCAUCACAG